AUGACUACCGUUGGGGCUCCCGUUAUCGCUCCCGCAGACGAUUGCGUGAAGGCCAGUGAUACUGACUCUUCUCUUGGCUUGCAGGAUGCCUCGUCAUCCACUGAGAGCUUGAGAAGCUCCAUUCUCGACUAUAGGCAGGAGAACGGCAGAACAUACCAUAAGUACAAGGAUGGCAAAUACAACCUCCCCAACGAUGACGAGGAAAGCGAAAGACUGGAUCUUCAGCAUAACCUUUGCCUCCUGACCUUUGACAACAAACUCGGUCUGAGCCCGCCUAACCUCCCUGGCUCAAAGGUCAAGCGUGUCCUUGAUGUAGGCACUGGCACCGGUAUCUGGGCCAUUGACUUUGGUGACGAGCACCCCGAUGCGACCGUCAUUGGCGUCGACCUUUCGCCGAUCCAGCCGAGCUUCGUCCCCCCCAACGUUCAGUUCGAGAUUGACGAUAUCGACGAGGAGUGGACCUACAGUGAGCCUUUUGAUUACAUCCACAGUAGAUUCAUGAACUUUAGCGUUCAGAACUGGCAAUCUUAUCUGGAAAAGAUCUUUAAGAACCUCGCCCCCGGCGGUUAUGUCGAGCUGCAGGAUGUAGACGUUAUCAUGGGCAGCGAUGACGGAACCCUGACUGAGGAUACUACCAUGUACAAGUGGUGUAGACUCCUAGACGAGGCAGCCGGAAAGUUCAACCGCUCUUUCGAAAGGACCACCAAGUUCAAGGAUCUGCUCAAGGAAGCCGGCUUCGUCGACAUUAUCGAGACUCGAUUCAAGUGGCCGUCUAACCGCUGGCCCAAGGACAAGAAGUUCAAGGAGCUCGGUGCUUGGAAUAAUGAGAAUGCCAGCUCUGCCCUCGAAGCUUUGACCAUGGCCCCUUUCACGAGAGGUCUGGGCUGGAGCCGUGAGGAGGUUGAGGUUUUCUUGACUGACUUGAGACGCGAUUGGAACGACCCCAAGAUUCACGCUUAUUGGCCAAUUUGCGCUGUCUAUGCUAGGAAGCCUGAGGCUUAG
Molecule: messenger RNA, 1002 nt
Organism: Fusarium vanettenii 77-13-4
Lineage: Eukaryota; Fungi; Ascomycota; Sordariomycetes; Hypocreales; Nectriaceae
Exons: 8
Coding region: 1-1002 (333 amino acids)
Molecular function (GO): methyltransferase activity
Source: RefSeq, a predicted model, not a curated record